Messenger RNA from Elaeis guineensis (African oil palm), 843 nucleotides. RefSeq names its product small ribosomal subunit protein uS17. NCBI's taxonomy places the organism in Eukaryota, Viridiplantae, Streptophyta, Magnoliopsida, Arecales, Arecaceae. Gene Ontology annotation, biological process: translation. The record is from RefSeq and is a predicted model, not a curated record. Gene Ontology annotation, molecular function: structural constituent of ribosome. Gene Ontology annotation, cellular component: cytosolic small ribosomal subunit; ribosome.
UCCUAGGGUUUUAGCGGGCGGCCGAGGCCUGUCUUUUGCUACAGCCGCCGUUGCUGCCGUUGCUGCUUGCGUCUGGUUCCCUCGCUCAAAGGCCCUGCCCUCCUCCUCUUUUGAUUCAAUCAUGGCCGAGCAGACCGAGAGAGCGUUUCUUAAGCAGCCAAAGGUGUUUCUCUGCUCGAAGAAGGCUGCGAAGGGAAAGAAGCCUGGUAAGGGGGGGAACAGAUUUUGGAAGAGCAUUGGGCUUGGGUUCAAAACUCCCAGAGAAGCCAUUGAAGGAACCUAUAUUGAUAAGAAAUGCCCAUUCACUGGUACUGUGUCAAUUAGGGGUCGCAUCUUGGCAGGCACAUGCCACAGUGCGAAGAUGAACAGAACCAUAAUUGUGCGCCGAAACUACCUUCACUAUGUGAGGAAGUAUCAAAGGUAUGAAAAGAGGCACUCAAAUAUAGCAGCGCACGUAUCACCCUGUUUCCGUGUGAAGGAAGGGGACCAUGUAAUCAUUGGGCAGUGCAGGCCAUUGGCGAAGACUGUAAGGUUCAAUGUGUUGAAAGUCAUUCCAGCUGGCUCAAAAAGUGGCGGCGGCAAGAAGGCUUUUGCUGCAAUCUGAAGCGUUCUCGAGGUUCAGAGACCAUUGAGAUGUGUCCAGUUAGAACUUCUUAUUGUAAGACUGAUGUUAGAGCAGAAAUGUUAGGCUUUUAAAUUUCAUUGUGGGUACAUGCGUUUACUGAAAUACUCAUGUAAGGUUUUGAUUGGAUUAUUGAAGUUUGAAAGGGUUAAACUUAUGGCAUCGCGUCCAGAAUUCUGAACCCCUAUUUGCAAGGCCUUAUGAUACGCAUAUUUUGGAAU